Molecule: messenger RNA, 1788 nt
Organism: Melanotaenia boesemani (Boeseman's rainbowfish)
Lineage: Eukaryota; Metazoa; Chordata; Actinopteri; Atheriniformes; Melanotaeniidae
Product: stonustoxin subunit alpha-like
Exons: 3
Coding region: 1-591 (196 amino acids)
Molecular function (GO): protein binding
Source: RefSeq, a predicted model, not a curated record
AUGAUAGUUGGCUUGGUGGAGCCUGCUGGAGAACCAUGGUUGAGACCAGGAGGUCUGAGGAAGUAUUCCUGUCCACUCACUAUCGACACAAACACAGUGAGCAGAGACCUCAAACUGUCUGAAAACAACAGGAAAGUGAUAUAUGUGAAGAAGCUUCAGUCAUAUCCUUUCCACUCAGACAGAUUUAACUGUCCUCAGCUGCUGUGCGGAAAUGUUCUGACUGGUCGCUGCUACUGGGAGGUCGACUGGAAAGGACGAGUUGAGAUAUCAGUGAGUUACAGCAGAAUCAGAAGGAGAGGAAACUUCAGAGACUGUGAAUUUGGAUUCAAUGAUCAGUCCUGGAGUCUGAGAUGCUCUGAUGGAGGUCGUUACAUUGUCUUGCACAAUAAUAAGGAAACACCUAUUUCUUCCUCCUCCUCUGUCUCUAACAGAGUAGCAGUGUAUGUGGACUGUCCUGCUGGCUCUCUGUCCUUCUACAGAGUCUCCUCUGACUCACUGAUCCACCUCCACACCUUCAACACUACAUUCACUGAACCACUGCUUCCUGGACUUAGGAUAUGCUCAUCUGGUUCUUCCGUGUCUCUGUGUUGAGUAGAAGGAGUCCCGUCAGAGAAACUCUGGCUGUAGACAGAGGUGUCAUUUGCCAACAGUCAAAUGUUUGGGGCCACGAGCAUAUAAAUACAGCAGGUAUAUAGUAAUGUCAUUUGCCCUCGAGAAAUGUGGUCAGAUGAUGACAAAGAGAGGGAAGGUAGUCCAUACAAAAGGCACAGCACUCUCAGAGAGCAGAAUAGCAGAUGUUAAGGGUUACAAGUACUGUUAUGUGUGUUUUGCACUUGACUUUUACCUUUGACCUUUAUCUGAGCUCUGUGAGGCCCAAGCCGAUCUGAGGUCUGCUGUUAUGUGAACCGUUACAGGUGUGUUCCCUUUUUUCAAGCUUUGCAUGAAAAACUAGCCAUGUCCUCCCUGAUAAGAAUAUGUUGUUUUCUGCAGCUUGAGCUAUGAGCCAAUGAAUGCAAAGAAGACUGUUUGGAAAAGAUACGGCCAUGCUAAAGAUAUAUCAAUAGAGGCAAGCAGGGCGCGUUAGGUGCUUAAGCUGAAUUUAUACUCGCGCAACAUAUGCGUGAGGUCGAUUACGGCCUUGCUGACGCUGGUGAGUGUGCUCUCGCACUCGAGUGUAGGGGAUAUGUUUUCGUGUGGUGUUACAGUUUCUCUUCCUAUUCUGAAGGAGGCAGCAGAGGUAGUAUCAGCUGGUAAGCUCAACAGGAAAGAGUUCUUCUGAUGUUUCACUUCAGUUCUGGUAGGUAUUUCCUGUUUUUUAAACAACAAUGGCGUCCAACACAGUGCAGUGUCUUCAUGAGCCUGCGGAAGCAAACAAUUAAAAAAUCUGAUCAGCCUCUCAUCAACUUGAACCAUUGGGUGUUGUUUUUUUAAAAUGGAGGUUACCACACCAAUUCAGCGAGAAGAUCCAGAAAUCCGAAAACAGGUUAUCCCAUAUAGGCCAAUCAUAUGAGAGUAUAUCUGUGUAACUGUCUGCAUAGCUGGGGUGAAUAUCAGGUUUGGAAGAGGUGCACGUCGAGCCUCCGUGGACCUGCGCGGCGCUUACAGUGGUUAUGCCGUAACCGACCUUACGCAGACGUCGAGUGACUAUAAAUCCAGCUGUGGAGUCUCUGCUAGUCUAGUUACUCUAAAAGAGGUCAGAAGUUCAGAAUUGUACAGCAUUUAUAUUUUUUCAUCAAGCUCAAGCUUUUAAUAAAAGAUCUUAGAAUUCUCUAAGUUAAAUCUGUUUCA